UAAAAUGGUAUUUGAUUGGAGUAAUUUCGGUUGGACUUUAUUUUGAAAACCGGAGCUUCGUACCGGAUGUAGACGUCGCUAGCUUUGCAGUGCUUGUUGUUUCCCCGGUGGACGCCUCCUCACAUCAGCCAGGCGACAUGUUUGACCCGCUGGAAAAUGGCCUGGAUAACAUUUCAGACUACGAUGCUGUGGAGGACGAAGCUUUCCCCCCUCUCCCGCCGCCUCUGUCUCCGGGCCAGGACGGACACGAUGAGGGAGACCCUUUUGGAAAUGGGGAGCAAGACGGCGACGUGUCCAAGCUGGCGGACGUUCCCGCUGCUAAAAGGAAAGGAGUGAAGAGGCCACAACCCAAGCUGGACUCUCACAGACUCACCUCAGACAGAGGACUUCCAGCUCUGCGAACGCUGUUUGAUGAUGUGCGUUUCAGAGGCAAAGGACACGAGGCUGAGGACCUGCAGCUGCUGAUGCAGAAGAUGGAGAACUGGGCCCACAGGUUGUACCCCAAACUGCAGUUUGAAGAUUUUAUUGACAAAGUGGAGAAGCUCGGCAAGAAGAAGGAAGUGCAGACGUGUCUCAAACGGAUACGACUGGACAUGCCGCUGACACACGAAGAUUUUAUGGGAAAUGAUGGUGAAGAAGAGGCAGCUCCUGAAUCGCACGUCUUCAGGGAUCCGGAUCCCUUUGACGACCUGACGGGGCCGCUCCACUCCACCCCGGCUCCAGCUGCCCCGCCUGCUGCCCCGCCCGCUGCCUCCCUGACCGACGAGCAGCGCCGACGCAUGGAGCUGAACAGACUGCAGGCCCUGCAGAGGAAGCUCGCCCGCCAGCAGCAAACAGACUCCCAGACUGUGGACUCGUCCACAUCUGCAGAUGAACCCACAUCUGUCUGCUCUGCAAGCGUCCUCAACAACUCUAAAGAUGAGGAUGAGGAGGAUUUAGACCUGGAGCCAACCAGCAGCAGCACACAACAAGCCAACCAGCUUCCUCACAAAGACUCUGAACCUUCAGCCGAGUCACCCGACUGUGACAAGCAGGAAGAAAACGGCCUGAGCCCGAGCCAUCAGGCCGGCGACGGGUGUGAGGACGGAGACUAAAGUGCAGCACACACUCUGAGUGUAGGAGCUGCUAACAGCCGACAGACUUCCUGUUUGAAAUACGUGUACAAUCGUGCUGUUGUGGCAGCAACAUUAAAUGGCAGUGAAUGUUUCCCUUUCACAGGAUUCUGUCUGGUUCCUCAAAUUCCAGUUUUUAGUGAAUCACCCCAGAUGUUGUUGUAAAUGAUCAUAUGGGCCUUACGGACGGUAACUACAGACCCGCCUGCAGCCGCGAGCGCCUUGUUCAUAACCCCGUCAGAGCAGCUUGAAAGGUCACUGCGGUGUUUGGGAUGGAUUUUUUUCUAGAGCCCAAUGAUACUAUAAAACUUAAUUCUGAGGGAUAUAUCCAUCAAUAUUCUUUAUAAAUAUGUAUAAUUUUAAAUGAUUGAUAUAGGAAAUAAGGAUAAAUAAAAAAAUCAAUGUGUCUUUUGUAGGCCAGUGUUGGCCAAUAGAAAUUGUUCGGGCUCUUGUCUCUUCUGACGUUCGGUUGGUUUAUUAUUGUUUAUUGUGUUCUUACUGUUUUUAAAAUGCCAACAACAAUAAACUGUUUCUUGUAAAUUGAA
Molecule: messenger RNA, 1657 nt
Organism: Scatophagus argus
Lineage: Eukaryota; Metazoa; Chordata; Actinopteri; Scatophagidae
Gene: tipin
Product: timeless interacting protein
Exons: 8
Coding region: 138-1094 (318 amino acids)
Biological process (GO): replication fork processing; DNA replication checkpoint signaling; replication fork arrest
Cellular component (GO): replication fork protection complex; nucleus
Molecular function (GO): DNA binding
Source: RefSeq, a predicted model, not a curated record